AUGGUCAAGAAACCCAAAAAACUGCCGUACGAGCUACAGAAAUUCAUACAAAAGCCAUCGCCGUACCAAUUAGAACGUGAUGACACCCGUCUCGUCGAGGAAUGUCGAGCUCGAACCUUCAAACGUUUCGAAACUGCUCGUUGCGACCAAAAUGCGAUAAUGUUUCACGUGCAAGAACAACGUCUGAGUUGCGAACUACGCGAAUUGGAUGAAGCAAUUGACGAUGACCGCACGAUAAAUUUCCACACCGAACGACAUCUCGACAAUUGUAUCAACGAGCUGCUCGAUACGAUUGGCAUGUGGGACGAUCGCAUUGCACGCGAAACGGAAAUGCUGGAAAAUGCAAUGCAACAAUUGAAUGAGCGACGUUACGCCAUGGAAAAGCGAAAGAAAGAAAUGGAAGAACGAUUUGAAAUGCAACGAGAAGCAAUUGUGACAUGGCAGGCGAAGAUGCGAGAAGAAAAGGAAUUGAUUUUGGCUGCAAAAUGCUCCAUCAAAAUUCAGGCAUGGUGGAGAGGUGUGAUGGUACGAAAAGGCCUUGGUCCAUUUAAAAUAAAAAUUCCGAAGAAAAAACGCAAAAAAGGUAAAAAAUCUAAAAAAUAAUCCGAUGCAUCGAAAAAAAAUAUUCGUUGCUGA
Messenger RNA from Culicoides brevitarsis, 636 nucleotides. RefSeq names its product dynein regulatory complex protein 9. Lineage: Eukaryota; Metazoa; Arthropoda; Insecta; Diptera; Ceratopogonidae. Gene Ontology annotation, cellular component: cytoplasm; motile cilium. Gene Ontology annotation, biological process: cilium organization. Gene Ontology annotation, molecular function: protein binding. The transcript has 2 exons. The record is from RefSeq and is a predicted model, not a curated record.